Messenger RNA from Chrysochloris asiatica (Cape golden mole), 1122 nucleotides. RefSeq names its product G protein-coupled receptor 82 (gene GPR82). Lineage: Eukaryota; Metazoa; Chordata; Mammalia; Afrosoricida; Chrysochloridae. Gene Ontology annotation, molecular function: G protein-coupled receptor activity. The record is from RefSeq and is a predicted model, not a curated record. The transcript has 2 exons. Bases 102 to 1112 code for a protein of 336 amino acids. Gene Ontology annotation, biological process: G protein-coupled receptor signaling pathway. Gene Ontology annotation, cellular component: membrane.
ACAAAGGAACUGUCCACAAUAAUCAGCUUCUGGCAUUUAUUCCAACCGGACAAUCGUGAUUUAAAAGCUCCUGUGCUAAAAUUCAAGAAAAUCUGGCAUAAAUGAGGAACAAUUCAACAUGUAUUCAACCAUCCAUGAUCUCUUCCAUGGCUUUACCAAUUAUUUAUACCUUCCUUUGUAUCGUGGGUCUCUUUGGAAACUCUCUCUCGCAAUGGAUAUUUUUAACGAGAAUUUGUAAGAAAACAUCAACCCACGUCUACCUUGUACAUCUUGUGACUGCUAACUUACUAGUGUGUAGCGCCAUGCCUUUCAUGGUUAUCUACUUCCUGAAAGGUUUUCAAUGGGAAUACCAAUCUGCACAGUGCAGGGUGGUUAAUUUCCUGGGAACUCUAGCUAUGCAUGUCAGUAUGUUUGUCAGCCUCUUAAUUUUAUGUUGGAUUGCCAUAAGCCGCUAUGCUACCUUAAUGAAAAUGGAUUUGACACAAGAGGCCACUUCAUGUUAUGAGAAAAUAUUCUAUGGACAUUUACUGAAAAAAUUUCGUCAGCCCAGCUUUGCCAGAAAACUGUGCAUUUACAUUUGGGGUGUUGUACUGGGUGUAAUUAUUCCAGUUAGCAUAUACUAUUCAGUUGUAGAAGCUACAGAAGGAAAAGAGAAUCUGUGCUAUAAUCGACAGAUAGAAUCAGGAGCCAUGAUCUCCCAGACUGCUAGUCUCAUUGGAACCAUGUUUAUCGGAUUUUCAUUUUUAGUAGUACUAACCUCAUACUACUCUUUUGUCAGCCAUCUCAGAAAAGUAAGGACUUGCACAUCUGUUACAGAGAAAGACUUCAUUUACAGAUCUGUGAAAAGGCAUCUUCUGGUCAUCCAGACUCUACUAAUAAUUUGCUUUCUUCCAUAUAGUAUUUUUAAACCCAUUUUUUUUGUUCUACACCAAAGGGAGGAUUGUCAGCAAUUGAAUUACUUAAUAGAAAUAAAAAACAUCCUCACCUGUCUGGCUUCAGCCAGAAGUAGCACAGAUCCCUUUAUAUUUCUUUUAUUAGAUAAAAAAUUCAAGAAGACAUUACAUAAUCUCUUCACAAAAUCUGAAUCACCACACAUACAACCAUAUGGUUGACUUUUAAAAG